This is a messenger RNA of Mangifera indica (mango), 1168 nucleotides long. Its product is annotated as inositol oxygenase 2-like. Gene Ontology annotation, molecular function: iron ion binding; inositol oxygenase activity. The transcript is spliced from 10 exons. The record is from RefSeq and is a predicted model, not a curated record. The coding region runs from base 55 to 1002 and encodes 315 amino acids. NCBI's taxonomy places the organism in Eukaryota, Viridiplantae, Streptophyta, Magnoliopsida, Sapindales, Anacardiaceae. Gene Ontology annotation, cellular component: cytoplasm. Gene Ontology annotation, biological process: inositol catabolic process.
GCCGUCGUUAUCCACGGCCAGUUCUGAUUUUUCUUUUGCCUUCGUUAAGAGAAAAUGACCAUCCUCAUUGAUGAGCCUGCCCUUGUUUCACAAGUUGAGGAGAAGAAUCUGCAGAAGAAUGAGAAUGAGUUGGUAUUAGAUGGUGGAUUUACAGUGCCGAAAGCUGUGACAAGUCAUGGAUUUGAGGAGCCGGAGAUCAAUGCAUUUGGCCAAACUUUCAGGGAUUAUAAUGCAGAAAGUGAAAGGCAGAAGACUGUAGAAGAGUUUUAUCGGUUGCAGCACAUUAAUCAAACAUAUGACUUCGUUAAGAGAAUGAAGGAAGAGUAUGGAAAAUUGAACAAGGCAGAGAUGAGCAUAUGGGAAUGCUGUGAACUGCUGAAUCAAGUGGUAGAUGAUAGUGAUCCUGACUUGGAUGAGCCUCAAAUUCAGCACUUGUUGCAGUCUGCUGAAGCCAUUAGAAAGGAUUAUCCUGAUGAAGAUUGGUUACACUUGACUGCUCUCAUUCAUGAUCUGGGAAAGGUUUUAACCCUUCCUGAAUUCGGAGGGCUUCCUCAAUGGGCUGUUGUAGGAGAUACUUUCCCUCUUGGAUGCGCUUUUGACAAAGCCAAUAUUCACUACAAGUAUUUCAAGGAAAACCCUGACUAUAAUAAUCCUGCCUUUAACACCAAGAAUGGAAUUUAUUCUGAGGGAUGCGGAUUAAACAACGUGAUGUUUUCAUGGGGGCACGAUGAUUACAUGUACACGGUGGCCAAGGAGAAUGGAACAACCCUCCCUCCGGCUGGAUUGUUUGUCAUCCGAUAUCACUCCUUUUACCCUUUACACAAGGAAGGCACAUAUGCGCACCUCAUGAACGAUGAGGACAAGGAGAAUCUCAAAUGGCUGCGUGUUUUCAACAAAUAUGAUUUAUACAGUAAGAGCAAAGUUCUUGUUGAUGUUGAAGCAGUGAAGCCAUAUUAUCUUUCUCUCAUUGAGAAAUAUUUCCCUCCCAAGCUUAGAUGGUGAAGCCUGCAAUCUUAAUAGGAUACUGAAUUUGGAAGCAGCUAUGUAAUUUUCGUUAUCUACUUCGAUAUAUAUCAAUGUUAGUGUUUUCUUUGUUCACCCAAUAUCCUGUUUUUCUCAUUAGCUUUCUUAUCUAAAGUGGCAAUAAAAUGAAAACAGAUUGUAGUUA